CUCAUACUGACAUUUGGGCGAAAAUUGUAUAACUGGUUGGUUCACCAUCGUGGACAAUGUUCUCAUCUAUUGCAAAUUGAAGCAGCGGUUGUCCGCUCGUCCGUAAUCAGUUCAUUGUUUGACAUCUUUGUUGUUCGUUUGGGUCUACAGUUUGAUGUUCGCGGGUUGUUCACAUACUCUCACUUUGCGUGUAGAUUUAGUUGUAUAAGAAUCAGUGGCAGGUUAUUUUGGGAGUGGUGCAUGCUGUGCAUUUACUUUACCGGUUUCUAAAUUGGAUAUAAACUACGCGUCGUGCGCCGACUAUCUUCUACAGCUAUGGAAGCUGGUGGUGGUGGUGUUCUGACAGCAGAACGAAGUCCUGCACGUGCUAAUCUGCACGUUGCUUUCACUGAAAAAGGAGAAGUCAAAGAACGUAGGGAAAAAUUUUUAACAGCCAAGUAUGGCUCGCAUCAAAUGUCGCUUAUCCGGAAGAGACUCGCAGUUGAAAUGUGGCUUUUUGAUGAGUUGCAGAAACUUUAUGAAACUGUGAAUGAAAAUGGGAAAUCUCGAGAGGUUGAGGUAGAUAUAGACGAGCUACUCGACAUGGACACUGAUGACCAUAGAAGAAGUUACUUACAGGAUUUGCUGGUGGAUGCAAAAAAGUCACCACACGAUGUAAAAAAAUUCAUCAACGAUUUGCUCGAGAAAGCAAAAACACUCUGAACAGCGACUGUCUCAUUUGGCAGAUGUGCUACUCAAUUUUGAGACAUAAGUUUGUUCACUUCCCAAACGUGGCGUAAAUGAUAUGUGAAAACCUGAGUAAAUUUUCACUGCACGAAAGAAGCCACCAUAAUAACAAAACAUACGGCUAUAGCUCACUGAGGAAGGAAACUGUGUCUAUUGGAAAUACAUGUAUUAUUACCACAUGACUAGACAUAGUUUUUUGUAAGCAUAUGUUGUUUCAUAUUGAAAACAUCAAAACAUGGCUCCAAGCUUUAUCAGUUGAUAGUUUAGUAACAAAAUUUCGUUCAGUCCUCAAUGUACGAUCUACGUGCCAAUUCAAUUGCUAGUAUAGAAAUUCUCUAGAUUUAAUGCUGUAGAAAAUUGGAACACCUCAUCAAUCUUCUUUCCGGUCUAAUUUCAGUUUUAAACAGGGUAAUUUCUUUAUGUUUCUCAAAUACGAAUGACAAUCGUCUAUUUGUAAUUUUGUUUUGAUUUUAACUGGAAGAAGAUUGUAUAUUCAAAUCACGUUGCUUCAGUAGUGAUAAAUGCUCACUUUACCGUUAUUAUUCACAUAUACUUGCCAGUUAAGUAGUUAAUGAUUAUAGAAUUGUGGUAAAUAAUAGAAAAGAAACGAGCCAAGAAUCCAUUUCAAUCCUACCUUCAUGCUACACUUUUCCUAUAAAAUCAGAUACUUAUGCAUAUUCAAUUUAGUAGAUGUAGGUAAAAUCCUUGGCAGAAAACUUAUUACAAUAUCUUAAUAUUACAUGAAAUUCGAUUAAUAAAGGUAAAUAUAUAAUCAGA
Neodiprion virginianus is the source of this 1503-nucleotide messenger RNA. Its product is annotated as protein phosphatase 1 regulatory subunit 14B. Gene Ontology annotation, molecular function: protein serine/threonine phosphatase inhibitor activity. Gene Ontology annotation, cellular component: cytoplasm. The transcript is spliced from 5 exons. Bases 316 to 702 code for a protein of 128 amino acids. NCBI's taxonomy places the organism in Eukaryota, Metazoa, Arthropoda, Insecta, Hymenoptera, Diprionidae. The record is from RefSeq and is a predicted model, not a curated record. Gene Ontology annotation, biological process: regulation of phosphorylation.